Messenger RNA from Oncorhynchus masou masou (cherry salmon), 2884 nucleotides. Its product is annotated as glycine amidinotransferase, mitochondrial. Gene Ontology annotation, molecular function: amidinotransferase activity. The record is from RefSeq and is a predicted model, not a curated record. The coding region runs from base 171 to 1445 and encodes 424 amino acids. The transcript has 9 exons. Gene Ontology annotation, cellular component: mitochondrion. Lineage: Eukaryota; Metazoa; Chordata; Actinopteri; Salmoniformes; Salmonidae.
UUGUCCCAAUGCCUCGAGGCGCCCUGCGAGCGGAUAUAAAGAGGCAUCAGAACGCGAAGGGUCUUCCAUUCAUUCUCAGAACUCCUGACAUUCAGGUGGAUCUUGUCCUGCCGCGAAGCCGCUCGCCGCUAGAAUAUCCCAAAUAGCCGUCACCAUUAUCAGGUCGGACAAUGCUGCGAGUCAGGUGUCUCAGAGGAGGUAGCAGGGGGGCCGAGGCCGCCCAUCUGAUCGGAUCUAUGCUCGGCCGCGCCAUGACAGGCUGGGUGCAGGGCGCGUUCCAGAGCUACUCGAGUUCCGCUGCUGCCGCGCAGCCGCAACGCGCCCUGGAGGAGAACGCUGUCACUGAGCCUGAGCGACAGGAGUGUCCUGUCUGCGCCUACAACGAAUGGGACCCCCUCGAGGAGGUGAUCGUAGGCCGCGCAGAGAACGCGCGCGUCCCUCCUUUCACAGUAGAGGUCAAGGCUAACACAUAUGAGAAGCAUUGGCCCUUCUACCAGAAGUAUGGGGGCCAAAGCUUUCCUGAGGACCACUUGAAGAAAGCCGUUGCUGAGAUUGAAGAAAUGUGCAAUAUUCUCCGCAUGGAGGGAGUUACAGUUCAGAGACCUGAACCCAUGGACUGGUCCUAUGAGUACAGCACUCCAGACUUCACCUCUACUGGCAUGUAUGCUGCCAUGCCCAGAGACAUCCUCAUGGUGGUGGGGAAUGAGAUUAUCGAGGCUCCCAUGGCCUGGAGGUCCCGCUUCUUUGAGUACCGGGCCUACAGACCCCUCAUCAAGGAGUACUUCAGAAAGGGUGCCAAGUGGACCACCCCCCCAAAACCCACCAUGUCUGAUGAGCUGUACGAUCAGGACUACCCUAUCCGCACGGUGGAGGACAGACACAAGCUGGCUGCCCAGGGAAAGUUUGUCACCACCGAACACGAGCCGUGCUUCGACGCCGCUGACUUCAUCAGAGCUGGCAGGGAUCUGUUCGUCCAGAGGAGUCAGGUUACAAACUACAUGGGGAUUGAGUGGAUGCGUCGCCAUCUCGCCCCGGAAUACAAGGUCCACAUCAUCUCAUUCAAGGACCCCAACCCCAUGCACAUCGACGCCACCUUCAACAUCAUCGGGCCGGGACUGGUGCUGUCCAACCCUGAUCGUCCCUGUCGUCAGGUGGAGAUGUUUGAGAAGGCCGGCUGGACCGUGGUGAAGCCUCCAACCCCUCUGAUUCCAGAUGACCACCCUCUGUGGAUGUCCUCUAAGUGGCUGUCCAUGAAUGUCUUGAUGCUGGACCCCAAACGGGUCAUGUGUGAUGCUAACGAGCACACCAUCCACAAGAUGUUUGAGAACCUUGGUAUCAAAACCAUCAAAGUGAACAUCCGCCACGCCAACUCCCUGGGAGGAGGCUUCCACUGCUGGACUACCGACGUGCGUCGCCGUGGUUCCCUCGAGUCCUACUUCCACUAGCCGUGCCAGAAGCAGACAGUUUUUAUUGAGCUUAAGUAAGGUUAAAGUCCCAAUCAACAAUCUGCAGUUGAUUUCUCAAUUUCAAAAAAUGAAAACCACGUGUUGAUUUAAAGUAAACAGUUAUGUGCAGUUACAGUGCCUUUUGCAAAAACGCUUGGUUAUGAGUUCAUUUUAACGCUCAACAACAACAAAAGUUUGUUUUUUUUAAACUUGAUUUAAAAAAGAUAAGUAAGUCAAUAUUCUCAAUACAUACUGUAUUUCUGGCGAGGCUAUUGUGAAGCAACGUCGUACCAUCUGAACGACUCUGAGUCACAUCAAAAAAACGAGUCGUUUGUAAAGAGGACAGGGUAGGUUACUUUAUGGGUAUGAUAACGAUGACAUCACACUUGGUUCUGUGUCUGAAAUGGCACCCUAUUCCCUAUGUAGUGCACUUCUUUUGACCAGAGCCCUGAGUGGAUGUUCGUUAUACUACUUCCUUUUGAGAACUCAGAAAAAAAAGACAUUUAUACAUUUAUAUCGAUUAUCAAUUGAUGCUGCCAUAUGAUUUAUUUUUUUUAUACGAUUUGUUUUCUAUCUAAAAGAACGUGUCAAACCUGUUUUAUAGUACAUCAUUAUUAUUAAACAAUGUGGGAUUUCUUAACUCAGGUAUUUUUAUUUUGUAAAAAAAAAAUGAGAAAAGAAUGAAUCAAUUGAGACAAAUGUAUACUAUAUUAUACUAUAUAUAUAUAUAUAUAUGUAUUUUAUUUGGGCUCAUACAUUUUUCAUUGUUUCCCAGAAAUUAGCCUUUUAUAUAUUUUCUUAAAAGGAGAAUGAGGUCCAUAUCAGAUAUUGUGAUACCUUGCAGACCUGGGUCAAAUAUCAAAUACUUUCAAAUACUUUCAAAUACUGCACUUAAUUUAGUUUGGACCAGUAGAACAUAGAACAACCAAUGUAGAACAACCAAUGUAAUAUGGUCCCAGAAGUACAAACUCAAAUACUUUCAAGUACAUGUAUUUUUUUCAAGUAUUUUACAGAAGUAUUUUACACUAUGUAUUUGUCCCGGUCUGAUACCUUAUUCCUCUGCUGUCUUCUGCAAUAGCAACAGAGCCAGAUCUAGUUGUUUUCAUUACACUGCUAAGCUGCUUCUAUGUUUGCAUGGUCAAAUGACCAAUAGGGUUCAGGAGGUCACUGGUUGCGUCCCAAAUGGCACCCUAAUCCCUGUAUAGUGCAUAAAGUAGUGUAUUAUAUAUGGAAUAGGGUACCAUUCGGGACACACAGUGUGUUUACGUCAUUACAACCCUAGUUUACGUUCGUAGUAGUUUUUUGUCCUUGGUGCACAUGUAAUGUACUCUUGGAGAUCAAGUGUUUUGGAUCUUGAAUUGAUAUUCGAUUGUUCCAAAGCAUUGAAGAUGGCUCAAGGAUGCAAUAUAAAUGAUUUAAAAAAUAAAUAAAUAAACAUU